ACUCCAGCGCUUCACCCCCGCGCUGUGCUCUCUGUCGGCGGCGUGGGGCAGCUGUGGCGGCGGUGGCGGCAGCCGCGUCGACGUCGACCAAGACUGGAGCAACGUUUAAAGAAGGAGCAUAAUCGCCGGGGAAUCCCGCUUCUUGUUGUCGGAGGGCUCUCACCCUUCCGCGCGGCCCGAGGAGGAGAAGCGGCGGCGCCGGGAAGCAGGCAUGGAGAGCAGAAAACUGAUUUCUGCUACAGACAUUCAGUACUCUGGCAGCCUGUUGAACUCCUUGAAUGAGCAACGUGGCCAUGGACUCUUCUGUGAUGUUACCGUUAUUGUAGAAGACCGAAAAUUCCGGGCUCACAAGAAUAUUCUUUCAGCUUCUAGUACAUACUUCCAUCAGCUCUUCUCACUUGCCGGGCAAGUUGUUGAACUGAGCUUUAUAAGAGCAGAGAUCUUUGCAGAAAUUCUCAAUUAUAUCUAUAGUUCUAAAAUUGUUCGUGUUAGAUCAGAUUUACUUGAUGAGUUAAUUAAAUCAGGGCAGUUAUUAGGAGUGAAAUUUAUAGCAGAGCUUGGUGUCCCACUGUCACAGGUUAAAAGCAUCUCAGGUACUACUCAGGAUGGUAAUGAUGAAACUUUACCUUCUGGUUCUAGUGACAAGAAUCUUGUAAUACAAAAAUCAAAAGAUGAAGCCCAAGAUAAUGGGGCUACUAUAAUGCCUAUUAUAACAGAAUCUUUUUCAUUAUCUGCUAAAGAUUAUGAAACAAAAAAGAUCAUUGUUACCGAUUCAGAUGAUGAUGAUGAUGAUGAUGUCAUUUUCUGCUCUGAGAUUCUGCCUGCAAAGGAGACUUUGCCAAGUAACAAUGUAGUGGCACAGGUGCAGCCUAACCCAGGCCCCGUUGCUAUUUCAGAUAAUGCAUCUUGUGUUACCAGUAGCUCUCCCCCUUUAACAAAUAUCACACCUACUCAGAAAAUUCCUACUCCUGUGAAUCAGGCAACUCUGAGCCAAACACAAGGAAGUGAAAAAUUGCUGGUAUCUUCAGCUCCAACACAUCUGACUCCCAACAUUAUUUUGUUAAAUCAGACACCACUUACUACACCACCAAGUGUCAGUUCUUCACUUCCAAAUCAUACGUCCUCUUCAAUCGAUUUACUUGUACAGAAUCAGCAGACAUCAAACAGUGCUCUUUUAACGGGAAACAAGGCCAAUGAAGAGGAAGAGGAGGAAAUUAUAGAUGAUGAUGAUGACACUAUUAGCUCCAGUCCAGACUCGGCAGUCAGUAAUACAUCUUUGGUCCCACAGGCUGAUGCCUCCCAAAAUACCACUUUUGAUGGAUCAUUGAUACAGAAGAUGCAGAUUCCUACGCUUCUGCAAGAACCACCUUCCAAUUCUUUAAAAAUUUCGGAUGUAAUUACUAGGAACACUAAUGGUCCAGGUUUAGGACCAAAACAUCUAAUGGAGGGUCAGAAGAUCAUUACUUUAGACACAGCUACUGAAAUUGAAGGCUUGUCAACUGGUUGCAAGGUUUAUGCAAAUAUUGGUGAAGAUACUUAUGACAUAGUGAUCCCUGUCAAAGAUGACCCUGACAAAGGGGAAGCCAGACUUGAGAAUGAGAUACCAAAAACAUCUGGCAGUGAGACGGCAAACAAACGUAUGAAAGUAAAACAUGAUGAUCACUAUGAAUUAAUAGUAGAUGGAAGGGUCUAUUAUAUCUGUAUUGUAUGUAAAAGGUCCUAUGUCUGUCUGACAAGCUUGCGGAGACAUUUUAACAUUCAUUCUUGGGAGAAAAAGUAUCCAUGCCGUUACUGUGAGAAGGUAUUUCCUCUUGCAGAAUAUCGCACAAAACAUGAAAUUCAUCACACAGGGGAGCGAAGGUAUCAGUGUUUGGCCUGUGGCAAAUCUUUUAUCAACUACCAGUUUGUGUCUUCACACAUAAAGUCAGUUCACAGCAAAGAUCCUUCUGGGGAUUCAAAGCUUUAUCGUUUACAUCCAUGCAGGUCUUUACAGAUCAGACGAUAUGCGUACCUUUCUGAUAGGUCAAGCACUAUGCCUGCAAUAAAGGAUGAUGGUAUUGGAUAUAAGGUUGAUGCUGGAAAAGAACCUCCAGUAGGGACCACAUCUACUCCUCAGAACAAGCCAAUGACCUGGGAAGAUAUUUUUAUUCAGCAGGAAAAUGAUUCAAUUUUUAAACAGAAUGUAACAGAUGGCAGUACUGAGUUUGAAUUUAUAAUACCAGAGUCUUACUGAACUUUGAAAUAUCAGAAAGUUUUGGUUUGGAUUAAGGGGCAGGGGCUUCAGAAGACCUGUAAAACAGAUUAAGGUGAAAACAAGUUAAUUUGAUCUGCCACAUCAUCUGAAGGUAGUCCAGUUGGAUUAUUUGUUGAUAAUUUUUAGAAGCAAAUUUUUCUGAAAGUUUGAGUAGAGAUUAAGAAGUCCCUUUCCCCCAAGAAUCUGUUUAUAUAGCUUGCAGCUCAUUUAAAAGA
Galeopterus variegatus (Sunda flying lemur) is the source of this 2469-nucleotide messenger RNA. It is a transcript of the gene ZBTB33, whose product is annotated as zinc finger and BTB domain containing 33. Gene Ontology annotation, molecular function: RNA polymerase II cis-regulatory region sequence-specific DNA binding; DNA-binding transcription factor activity, RNA polymerase II-specific; protein binding. NCBI's taxonomy places the organism in Eukaryota, Metazoa, Chordata, Mammalia, Dermoptera, Cynocephalidae. The record is from RefSeq and is a predicted model, not a curated record. Gene Ontology annotation, biological process: regulation of transcription by RNA polymerase II. The transcript is spliced from 2 exons. The coding region runs from base 212 to 2233 and encodes 673 amino acids. Gene Ontology annotation, cellular component: nucleus.